Pygoscelis adeliae (Adelie penguin) is the source of this 2486-nucleotide messenger RNA. It is a transcript of the gene FRMD3, whose product is annotated as FERM domain containing 3. Lineage: Eukaryota; Metazoa; Chordata; Aves; Sphenisciformes; Spheniscidae. Gene Ontology annotation, cellular component: cytoskeleton. The record is from RefSeq and is a predicted model, not a curated record. The transcript has 12 exons. Bases 1 to 1500 code for a protein of 499 amino acids.
AUGAAAUCUCAUCCACCAUAUACCAUGUGCUUUAGAGUGAAAUUCUACCCACAUGAACCCUUGAAGAUCAAAGAAGAGCUCACCAGGUACCUCUUAUAUCUACAAAUAAAAAGGGACAUUUUCCAUGGCCGUUUGCUGUGUUCUUUUUCUGAUGCUGCCUACCUGGGUGCCUGUAUUGUCCAAGCUGAGCUUGGUGAUUAUGAUCCUGAUGAACACCCAGAGAAUUACGUCAGCGACUUUAAGAUUUUUCCCAAGCAGUCACAAAAGCUCGAGAAGAAAAUAGCUGAAAUGCAUAAAAAUGAAUUCAGAAGUCAGAGCCCAGCUGUUGCUGAAUUUAACUUGCUCCUGAAAGCAUAUUCUUUGGAAACUUACGGUGUUGAUCCUCAUCCUUGCAAGGACACAACGGGGACGACUACAUUUUUAGGAUUCACAGCUGCAGGAUUUGUAGUUUUCCAGGGGAAUAAAAGAAUUCAUUUGUUAAAAUGGUGUGAUGUUUAUAAACUGAAAUUUGAAGGGAAGACUUUUUAUGUGUUUGGAGCUCAGAAAGAGAAAAAGGCUGUGCUGUCAUUCCAUACCUCUACACCAGCAGCCUGCAAGCAUCUUUGGAAAUGUGGGGUGGAGAACCAGGCUUUUUACAAGUAUGCAAAAUCCAGUCAGAUCAAGACCAUGUCCAGCAGCAAGAUAUUUUUUAAAGGCAGUAGAUUUCGAUAUAGUGGAAAAGUAGCCAAAGAGGUUGUGGAGGCAAGCUCUAAAAUCCAGAGGGAACCUCCUGAAGUUCACAGAACCAGCAUUACUCAGAGUCGCAGCUCUCCCUCAUUGAACAAACAACUCAUAAUCAACAUGGAACCUCUGCAGCCCCUUCUUCCUUCUCCCUGCGAGGAGGAAGAGGUUCCUGUAGAUGAAGGUAUCCAACUGCCAAAGGAAGAUGAGAUUUCAGUACCUGUGACUUCAAUCUCCCCACUUAAGGACACUGGGGAGAAUGUUGAUCUUGCCAUUGAACAGGAAGAGAAGAUGAAAGAGGAACCUUUAACCAUCUCAGAACUGGUAUACAAUCCUAGUGCCAGCUUGCUGCCCACCCCUGUUGAUGAUGAGAUUGACAUGCUCUUUGAUACCUGUCCAAGAGUAGAGAAUGAGAAAGAUGAUACAGAUUCAUUUGAGGAACUGGAAGCAGAUGAAAAUGCAUUUUUGAUUGCAGAGGAGGAGGAACUGAAAGAAGCUCGGAGAGCGCUUAGGUGGAGCUAUGACUUUCUAAUGGGCAACAUAGAGGUGAAUGCCUUUGUGAGGAGUUUUUCCAGACUUCUCCUUGUAGGCCUUGGACUGUUGUUGUUUGUGUUCCCUCUUCUCCUUGUUCUCUUGGAGUCGGACCUUCAAAUCUCUUUUCUCCAUGAAAUCCGUCAGACGCCGGAGUUUCAGCAGUUUCAUAUUGAAUAUUACUGCCCCCUUAGGCAGUGGGUGGCUUGCAAAAUAAACUUAAUUCGUGACAUGCUGGGCAGCUUUUAAAUUUUAAAUAAAUAUGAUACAACUAAGGGCUAUAUUCAAAAUUUCAGUUAGUGCCAGCUUUCUGUAAUGCCCCUGGGGCCAUCAGGCAGUAGCUGUCUUCAUAUCUAGUUCAUUACAGACUCUUCAGGUUCUUAAGUUCCCUUUACAUACUUAAAUUACCCCUUUAGUUACAGGCUUAUACAGUCACCUUUCAGUAACCAAAAUAAAGCUUUAUUUUAAUUGCAUUUCAGACUUCCUGGUCAUCUAUUACAUCAUAUAAGAUGGGGUCACAAUAAGUUUUAUUGUCCUUAACCUUUCAAUCCAUGACACUAAAUCCAAUGAAACUGAAAGAAAAACUUUUUUGAAUAUACUCCUUAGUGCAGCAAUCUCUUCUAACCAAUGCCUAUACAAGUAAUGUUUAUGCUGGGGUUUUGUUUUUGGUUUGUUUUUCUGUUUGGUUGGUUUUUUACAUUUUUAUGUGUUUAAAAUAUUUUGGUAAAUUUUUAGCAAAAGACAACUUCUGAUGUUAUUUAAAUGUACAAAUUGGUAAGAAUAAUGCACAAGGGCAUGUAGAGUGUUUUUAGUGUUUUAGCAAGGACUUGUUUUUAAACUACUGGCUGGAGAAUGAAUGAGUUUAAUAUAGCUCUAUGCAGAGGGACUGUGGUUUGGGAAAUACAUAGAAAGUUCACUCAAGUUCAGUAGGGGCUGCCUGGGGGAGGUGAAAGGACACCAAGUACGCAUAAGAGUUUCUGAAAGGCACAGUUGUAAAGCUUGGGGAAGUGAGCAGAACUGAAAGUAAUGAUCCUUCCUCUUACCUGUCAGGUCGUCUCAAACUUUAUCAGUGCUAUAGAAAGUCUCUACAAGAUAGUCCAAGUACGUUUUGGAAGAGAGUGAGUCAUCAGUUUAAAUGUAGAUUUUUGUACAUAACAUGGAAGAAGAUAAUAGUAAGUAGCAAAAAAAAAAAAAAAAAAAAAAAAAAAAAAAAAAAGCCAAAACCCUAGCCAAAU